This is a messenger RNA of Aphidius gifuensis, 1864 nucleotides long. Its product is annotated as ribosome biogenesis protein NOP53. NCBI's taxonomy places the organism in Eukaryota, Metazoa, Arthropoda, Insecta, Hymenoptera, Braconidae. Bases 107 to 1549 code for a protein of 480 amino acids. Gene Ontology annotation, cellular component: nucleolus. Gene Ontology annotation, biological process: rRNA processing; ribosomal large subunit assembly. Gene Ontology annotation, molecular function: 5S rRNA binding. The transcript has 3 exons. The record is from RefSeq and is a predicted model, not a curated record.
AAAACGUGCAGUGUGGACUCCAAUUUAGACUUGAGAAUUAUAUUAUUGUCGUAAUAAAAAAUAUAAAUAUAAUUAUUAUUUAAUAAGAAAUAAAUUGUUGACAAAAAUGGCUAUUAAAAUAUCUAAAAACACUAAAAUAGCAUUACGUAAAAAAGAUGCAAAAGUUGUUAGAAAAUUAAUUAAAAAAAAAAUAUCUUCUAAAAAAACUAAAAAAGGAUGGCGUAAUGUACACAUUGAUGGUCUUGAUGAACAUCUAGAAAAUCAAAGGUUUGAAGAACGUACUGGUGAUUUUUCAAAAAAACAAGAUGAAGAGUUAUUUAUUGUUGACUCAAAAGCUGAUGAUAAAUUGAUUGAAGUUUAUGAAAAUAAAGCUGCACAACGUUUAGCACUACGUAAUUCACAAUUAAAACAUUGUGAUAUAUUAACAUCAUGUUAUACAGCUGUACCAGAUCCAGUUGGUAAACGUAAUCGUGUUAAAACACCUGAAGAACGUAAAAAUCCAAUAACAAGAAAUAAUGAAAUAACAAGAAAAGCAAAUGGUCAAUUAACAAAAAAAGAAAAAGAUGCAUUAAAAAAUCGUGGUUUAGCUCAAUUAAAAAAAGAUAAACGUUAUAAACGUGGUGAUUUUUCAACUGAUGUUUGGGCUGAUGAAGAAAAAAAUAAUAAAACAAUAAUUCAUGGUAAAGAAAUUGAUUGUGAAUGGUUUACAUCUGAUACUUUACGUCACACAAAACCACCUAAAAAAUCAAUACGUGUCAAGACACCAUCAAUUCAUAAAAUAGCUGCUGUUGAAGCACCACAUCCUGGUACAUCUUAUAAUCCAUCUUGGGAUGAUCAUCAACAACUUCUUCAUACAAUUGCUGCACAAGAAAAACAAUUGAUAAAAGAAGAAAAACAUUUAAAUCGUGUUACUGAUAAAAUGUUUAAAAAGGUAACAGAAGAUGCUAAAGAAUCAAAUUGGUUAUCAGAAUCAUCACAAGGUUUACCAGCAUCAAAAGGUGGAGUUAAAUCUGAAACUGAAGAUGAAGAAGAAGAUAGUCAUCCUGGUGAAGUACGUUCAAUAAAUCCACCAGCAAAAUUAAAGAAAAAAACAAAACAACAACGUCGUAAACAAAGAGAACAAAAAUUAUUAGCAUUAAAGCUAAAAAAUGCUAAAAUUGAAAAGAAAAAAAUUGGUGAUAUGUAUAAAUUAAGAAAAAUGAAAUCACAAAUUGAAACAAAAGAAGUUGUAGAUGAAAAAACACGAGAAAUACGUUUAGCUAAAGAAGAAAAAAAAGCAUUAACUGAACCAAAAGUAUUGGGUAAAACUAAAUUUGAAGCACCAGAUUUAGAUUUUGUUAUGGGACAAGAUUUAUCUGGUAAUUUAAGAAAUGCUGAUCCAACUGGUAAUUUAUUGAGAGACAGAUAUAAAUCACUACAAAAAAGAAGCAUUGUUGCACCAAGUACCAGAAGCUUUAAACUCAACAAAGCCAAGGUUAAGAAAUUCAUCAAGCCUGAUCAUAAAAUUUCCAUGCCUGACACAAAGUCAAAGAAACAAACAAAAAAAUAAUAAUAAAAUUAUUAUAAAUAAUUUUAAAAAUUGUAAUGUUAUUUUUUAAUAUAAUUAUUAUUAAUUUAGUCAUAAAUUUUUGCAUUUAAUCAUCUUAAUCAACCUCAAUUCUUUUUGGAUUUUUUAUCAAUUUCUAUUUGCUCCAGCUCAUUUCUUAUAUUAACAUUCUCACGAAAUAAUCGUUUAACAGCUUGAUUACCUUUUGAACAUCUAGCUUGAUCUAAUUUAAAUAUAUCAUAAAUAUUUUUUCGUAAAUUUUGAUAUAAUCUGUUGGGUGAAAAAAUAAAAAAACAAUAAUAAUUAGGUAUAAACAAA